This is a messenger RNA of Pistacia vera, 1308 nucleotides long. RefSeq names its product serine carboxypeptidase-like 18. The transcript has 14 exons. Gene Ontology annotation, biological process: proteolysis; secondary metabolic process. Gene Ontology annotation, molecular function: acyltransferase activity, transferring groups other than amino-acyl groups; serine-type carboxypeptidase activity. Bases 1 to 1308 code for a protein of 435 amino acids. NCBI's taxonomy places the organism in Eukaryota, Viridiplantae, Streptophyta, Magnoliopsida, Sapindales, Anacardiaceae. The record is from RefSeq and is a predicted model, not a curated record.
AUGGCUGUGUUCUUUAUUUUCCGCACUUGUGUUUGGUGUGUUCAAAUUGUUUUUCUUUUCAUAAAUGCAGAUUGUGGCCAAAUCGUCCGGACGCUACCAGGCUUUUCUGGUACUCUUCCGUUCAGUCUUGAAACUGGAUAUAUUAGCGUGGGGAGCUCAGAGCUUUUCUACUUGUUCGUGAAGUCGCAAGGAAAUCCUGAAGUGGAUCCUCUUCUUUAUUAUAUAGUUGGAGGCCCUGGUUGUGCUGCUUUGAAUGGUUUCCUCUUUCAAACUGGUCCACUACAGUUUGAUGAAACUGGUUACACUGGAGGUUUGCCAACGUUGCAUUUAUACCCACACACAUGGACCAAGAGUGCGAGUAUAAUUUUUGUAGAUGCACCAAUUGGCUCUGGUUACUCCUAUUCAACAAACCCAGCAGAUUACGAGAUCUCAGACUUACAGUCAGCAAAUCAAUCUUAUAUGUUUAUAAGAGAGUGGUUAAAUGAGCAUCCCCAAUUUAUCAAAAACCCAUUUUUUGUUGCUACGGAUUCAUAUUCUGGUGUACUUGCUCCCAUUAUCGCAAAUAAUAUAUUGGAUGGUAAUAAUGCCGGACUUGUGCCAACAAUAAAUCUAGUGGGGAUUGUAAGUGGAUCACCACGUAUGAAUGGUAAAGAAGAACAAAGUUAUCAAACAAUAUUAGCCCAUAAGCUUGGACUUAUAUCCAAGACUAUUUUUAACUAUGCCAAAGAGUAUUGCAAUGGCACUUACUUCUAUACGGAUACCAGUACAAUGAGUGCUGAAUGCCUAGAGUAUCUUGAAGUAAUCGAUGAGUUAAUUGAACAAAUAAAUACGGAAAUGGUGUUGGCUCCCAAGUGUAGCACAGUAUCACCCAAAUUAGAUGAUGGAAACAAGAGGACAUCUUUGAGACAAACUGAUUAUUGGUGCAAGGGAACAAUAAAAGAGUGGCGAAGGUGCAAUCUUACAUUUUCUGGGGGCUCAUAUGAUUAUGAUGUCGAUAGUUCUUUUGACUAUCAUAAAAAUCUUACCAAAUUAGGCCUACAACUUUUGCUUUACAGUGGCGAUCAUGAUUUGGUUGUUCCACAUAUAUACACAGAAUAUUGGAUGGGUUUACUUGGCAUCACUUUGGAUGAAGAUUGGCGACCAUGGUUUGUUGGUGGCCAAACUGUAGGGUUCACAAUGAAGUACUCAAAUUAUGGAUAUCGAUUGACUUAUGCAACUCUGAAGGGAUCAGGUCACUCUCCAACUGAGUGGAAGGGAAGGGAAACCUAUGAAAUGUUUGAAAGGUGGGUACAUUUUUACCCACUUUAG